Puma concolor (puma) is the source of this 558-nucleotide messenger RNA. It is a transcript of the gene CLDN4, whose product is annotated as claudin 4. Gene Ontology annotation, cellular component: bicellular tight junction; membrane. NCBI's taxonomy places the organism in Eukaryota, Metazoa, Chordata, Mammalia, Carnivora, Felidae. The record is from RefSeq and is a predicted model, not a curated record. Gene Ontology annotation, molecular function: structural molecule activity.
UGCGCGCUGCCCAUGUGGCGCGUGACGGCCUUCAUCGGCAGCAACAUCGUCACGUCGCAGACCAUCUGGGAGGGCCUGUGGAUGAACUGCGUGGUGCAGAGCACCGGCCAGAUGCAGUGCAAGGUAUACGACUCACUGCUGGCGCUGCCCCAGGACCUGCAGGCGGCCCGCGCCCUCAUGGUCGUCUGCAUCAUCCUGGCCGUGCUGGGCGUGCUGCUGUCCGUGGUGGGCGGCAAGUGCACCAACUGUGUGGAGGACGAGAGCGCCAAGGCCAAGACCAUGAUCGUGGCGGGCGUGGUGUUCAUUCUGGCCGGCCUGCUGGUAAUGGUGCCGGUGUCCUGGACGGCCAACAACAUCAUCCGGGACUUCUACAACCCGCUGGUGGCCUCCGGCCAGAAGCGGGAGAUGGGUGCCUCUCUGUACGUCGGCUGGGCCGCCUCGGGCCUGCUGCUCCUCGGGGGGGCCCUGCUGUGCUGCAACUGCCCACCGCGCACCGACAAGCCCUACUCGGCCAAGUACUCUGCCGCCCGCUCCGCCCCGGCCAGCAACUACGUGUAA